AAUGGAGAAUCAAGGAAUGCGUACAGAUACAAGAAAAAACUGGAGAUGCCCUUCACGCAGAGAUGGAAGAGAAACAAAGAGUGGUUGAUGCCAAAACUCUGGACGAAUCAACCUUCUUCCCGAGUCACACGAUAGCCCAUGUGAGCAGAAGCUAUAAAAUCCAAGCAGCAGAGACCAGCAUGAAGCAGAAACUAAGAGGCCUUCCAGUUCACAAACGAUUUACAGAAGAAGCAAGGAGCAGAGAGAGGAAGAAGAAGAGAGAGGUUUCAAGGCUGAAUUGGUAUGGCUUCCAAGACUGCUGCCGCCGCAUCAGAUGACUACCAACCCACGUUCGAGUGGAUUCAAGACCAAGGAAACCAUAUUCUUCAAGUCAAGCUGCGCCCAGAAUUCACCAAGGAAGAUCUCAAAGUUCAGAUAGACACAAUGGGGUCGAUCAGAGUCGGUGGGGAGCACAAGAAGGACGGGCAGAAGCCGAUCGCUUUCCGGAAAUCGUUCCGCCUACCCGAUAAUUCUAAACGCAGCGAGAUCAGAGCCAGGUUCCAGGACGGAGUCCUAAAGGUAAUCAUACCGAUGCAGGCACCACCCAAGAAGCAGCCGCCUGUGUCGGAAGAGAACGCACCGGCCGCCGGAGGAACCACAAUCGCCAAUAAAAAAUCCGAGGACGAGUCCCGAGCUGCUGGAGAUGCCAAGCCUCCGGCCGGAUCCGGUGGAGAAGGUGGGAGACCAGCAGACAAGUCGGAGACCCCUGGAGAUAAGGGGACUGCGGAAGAGAGCCGGAAACAAUCCCAGGACAUGUCCCGAGCCGCCGGAAAGGCCGCUCCUUCGGCCGGUUCCGGUGAAGAAGAUGGGAGACCAGCAGACAAGUCGGUGGACCGUGGAGUUCUGGGGACUAAGGACGACCGCUGGAGCAGAUCCAAGUACAUAAACCGUCUCAGUGUCGGACUAAAGACUCGGAGGAAACAGAUCGUAUCGGUCGGUAUCGGCAUUCUUGUGCUGUCUGUGGCGCUAGGUUUCUACGCCGCGUACCGUCUCGGGGAAUCGGCGGAAGAUGGAAACUAAUGAAAAUUUAUUGUAAUAAACCCCGAGGGGGAAUAUAUACUCGCUUUCAAUAAAUGAAAACGUGGCUAUAUUUAACCGAUACGGUUCGAACAAAGCGAGUCAUAUGAAAAUGAGAGAAACAGUUUGAGUUACACGAGCUGGACUCAUUUAAAAACGACUUGGCUUGUAUCUUCUAUGUUUGUUACUUUAUACAGGUAUGUCC
This is a messenger RNA of Nymphaea colorata (pocket water lily), 1261 nucleotides long. RefSeq lists its product as uncharacterized. The record is from RefSeq and is a predicted model, not a curated record. Lineage: Eukaryota; Viridiplantae; Streptophyta; Magnoliopsida; Nymphaeales; Nymphaeaceae. The transcript has 2 exons. Bases 283 to 1059 code for a protein of 258 amino acids.